Molecule: messenger RNA, 3026 nt
Organism: Monodelphis domestica (gray short-tailed opossum)
Lineage: Eukaryota; Metazoa; Chordata; Mammalia; Didelphimorphia; Didelphidae
Gene: KERA
Product: keratocan
Molecular function (GO): protein binding
Source: RefSeq, a predicted model, not a curated record
AGGUGUACAUGGGAUCAGGUCAGAGUGAACUUGUUGACUCCUGUUAACAAAAACCUCAGAGGAGAAAAAUCAUAAUCAAUUGAUUCCUAUCAAAGAUCAUCAUUGAAUUAAAACUGAUUUUUUUUAACAGCCUUCAGACCCAGACCUAGGACUCAGCGCUAGAUUCCUGGAUAGCAAGGGGGUCUGAUGGCAGCCACAGUCUGUUUCGUCAUCUUGGUCUUACUAGUAGCCAAUACUGUAGGGAUUCGAAUUGCGAGGCAGGUUUAUGAAGUGACCGAUCCAGAUGACUGGGCUUCAGCCUCUUUUGACUGUCCUCGAGAAUGUUUCUGUCCUCCCAGUUUUCCUACUGCUUUAUACUGUGAAAACAGAGGCCUGAAGGAAAUCCCCUCAAUCCCUUCAAGAAUAUGGUAUCUUUAUCUGGAAAACAACCUGAUCAAAACCAUCCCUGAGAAGCCCUUUGUGAAUGCCACCCAACUGCGAUGGAUAAAUCUCAACAAAAAUAAGAUUACUAACUACGGGAUUGAGCGAGGGGCCUUGAGCCAGCUGAAGAAGCUGCUUUUCUUAUUUCUGGAAGAUAAUGAGUUGGAGGAGGUGCCUGCCCCACUUCCCAGAAGUUUAGAACAGCUGCAGCUAGCCAGAAAUAAGGUCUCUAGGAUUCCUCAAGGAACCUUUAGCAACUUGGAGAAUUUGACCCUCCUGGAUCUUCAACACAACAAACUUCUGGACAAUGCUUUCCAAAGAGACACCUUCAAAGGUCUCAAGAACCUCAUCCAACUCAACAUGGCCCAAAAUGCCCUCAGGAACAUGCCACCCCGGUUACCGGCCAAUACAAUGCAACUAUUCUUGGACAACAAUUCCAUUGAGGGGAUACCAGAAAAUUAUUUCAAUGUCAUCCCCAAGGUGGCUUUCCUGAGGCUCAAUUAUAAUAAAUUAUCAGAUGCAGGUCUCCCCACCAGUGGCUUUGAUGUCUCUUCUAUUCUGGAUCUACAGCUGUCUCACAAUCGACUCACCAAAGUUCCACGCAUCAGUGCUCACCUUGAACAUCUCCAUCUUGAUCAUAACAGAAUCAGAAGUGUCAACAGUUCUCUGAUGUGUCCACCCUUCCAUGCUAUGGCAGGAAUGCAUGAUUCCUUCAGUGAUGGACCCCGUCUCCGAUACCUCCGCCUAGAUGGAAAUGAAAUCAAGCCCCCAAUCCCAAUGGACUUAAUGGUCUGCUUCAGGCUCCUUCAGUAUGUUGUCAUUUAAAGCACCCCUCCUUUUCUCACCCCUAGUCACCCUGGGAGAGGGGUUUACAGGGUCAAUAUUCUGUUAUAAAAUUAAUUAUACUUCAUAGGUAGAGAUUGGUAUCCCUUUCUUUCAAUAAUUCUACUAUCCAUAUAUAUAUAUGUAUAUAUAUAUAAAUAUAUAUUUUGUUUGAUUUGGUUUUAUUUUUUUUUUAUUUACAAAGUUAAGUGGUAUAUGUUUUUUUUUUAAUUGGGGAAAAAACACUAGUAUGCCACAAUACCUGCCAUGUCGCUUUAAUUUGUGUUAUUUUUUAUUUAUAAAGCAGAGUGGUUAUUAUCAUCUCUAUGCUCUAAGAUAAUGUGUCCUUUAGCUUUUCUCUUUUUUCCUGUGAUAUUACCUUCCAGGACUUGCAAUUACACUGCUGAUUGAGAAAAGGAAGGCAAUAUGUAUACAUGCAUGCAUAUUUUCAUGUUUGAAAAAGGUUAUUUACUCAUGGAUUAAAAAGGAUGAAGGAAUGAUGGAGUAAUAAGGAAAAUAGAAUUAAAAGAAAUAAUAGAUUCUUUGUAUCUCACUGAUUUUGAAAUUUUGCUGUUGAAUUACUUUCAUAUCUUAAAAUUUGGACAUUUAGUUCCCAAAUGAUCUAGCACAGAAUAGAUAGAAAAUUGAAUAAAAAUUUUAUUACAUCCUAGAUUUAGGGUUGGAAGGGACCUCAAAGUUCAUCUCAUCUAACUGCUUCAUUUUAAAACAUGAGAAAAAUGAGGCUUGAAAGCAUUAAGAAGAUUUACCCAGGUCACAUAGGUUGUAAAUGUCAGAGCUGGGAUUAGAAUCAAAAUCUUCUGAUGCCAAAUCCACCAUGUAAAGCAGCCUCUCAUAACAUGAGAUUUCAUAUAGUAACAUUUAUUAAAAAAUAUUUUAGAACCAGAAGACACCAUGGUACAGUGUACCGACUGUAGGAUAAGGAGUCAGAAAGAGAAGAGAAUAAACAUUAAGUGCCUAUUAUAUGCCAGAUGCUAUGCUAAGCAUUUUCCAUAUCUUAUUGAACCUUCUAGGUUCAUUCCUAGAUCUGCUGCUUACUAUCUAUGGGACUUUGGAUUUCUUUUUCCCUGUCUAUGAGAGGUUGGAGUAAUAGAAAGAUCCUAGACUGAUGAUCAUAUGAUCUGUGUCUCAAAUGAUUUAAGUACUUGCUUUACAAAUGCAGAUCAAAACCCUUCUGUGCCUUAGUAAAUCAUCUGAAAGAAAGAAAGAAAGAAAGAAAGAAAGAAAGAAAGAAAGAAAGAAAGAAAGAAAGAAAGAAAGAAAGAAAGAAAGAAAGAAAGAAAGAAAAUGAAAGAGAGAAAGAAAGAAAGAAAGAAAGAAAGAAAGAAAGAAAGAAAGAAAAAAAGAAAGAAAGAAAGGAAGGAAGGAAGGAAGAAAGAAAGAAAGAAAGAAAGAAAGAAAGAAAGAAAGAAAGAAAGAAAGAAAGAAAGAAAGAAAGAAAGAAAGAAAGAAAGAAAGAAAGAAAGAAAGAAAGAAAGAAAGAAAGAAAGAAAGAAAGAAAGAAAGAAAGAAAGAAAGAAAGAAAGAAAGGAAGAAAGGAAGGAGGGAAGGAAGAAAGAGGGAAAUGAGAGAAGAAAGGAAUGAAUGAAGGAAGGAAGGAGGGAGGAAAGAAGGAAGGAAGAAUGAAAGCAAGAAAGAGAGAAAGAAAGAAAGGAGGGAAGAAAGGAAGGAAGGAAGGAAGGAGGGAGGAAAGAAGGAAGGAAGAAUGAAAGCAAAAAAGAGAAAGAAAGGAGGGAAGAAAGGAAUGAAGGAAGGAGGGAGGAAAG